AUGGGCCGGUCCCUCGUUUAUCUCACUGCUCUUUUAUCUGCCCAGGGCAUUUUGGCUGCCCCCCAACGACGCCCUGGAGGUUCCGUUCAUGUUAGCCAGAGCAAAACCAACAGAAAGUGCGGCCCUGGUGCCACCUCUGCCUUUGGCACCUCUCCAUUUGGCCCCUUUCCCACUGGAGGAUUCCCUGGCGGAAUCGAUACCCCCUCAGGCGGGUUUGGAACUCCCACGAGUGGGUUUGAUCGGCCAACUGGAGGCUCAAGCGCUAUUGCUACUCCAACCGUCCGACCUAGCGCAAGCUCCUCGGUCGACGACACUCCCACGUCGCUUCCAAGCGGGUUUAUCACAGUCUCCGGCGAUGGCGGAGCUGCACCUUCAUCAUCCAGCCGUGCUGAAAGCGUAGCGACAAGCGCUGCGGCUAGCGUUACGGACGGAGCUGCGAGCUCGAUCGCAACCCCCUCAUCCUCGGCCGCUGCGUCGCCUUCAGGUACAGCUGAAGGCGAGUAUGUGGCCAACCCUUCUAUCGGUGCAGGCGGUAGCAGCUUCACCGACUCUGACCACUUCCGUAUCUAUAAUGGCGGCUCGAAAGCUGAUGCAACCCUGCAGAUGCUUGAGGGUGCGUUUGAUUGCUUCAUCAACACUCUUGGGUUCCGCUCCACUGGGCUCUCUUACAACGAUGCCUCCGACAGUGGCACCAAGACCAAGGUUAACAUCUACUCGGUCUCCGCUCUCGAAGGUGCCGCUGGCGUGAUGCAUUCCGAUGCCUCAACUGGCAUGGCCUACCUCGAAGUUGUUGACACAUACUUGUCCGUGCCCGGUGUUACCGUCCACGAGUUUGGUCAUGGCAUUCACUACCACCAGAAGACCUGGGUCGGCCAGACCAACACAGGUGCCUGGUGGGAGACUUUUGCUAAUUGGAUUGCUGAGACCUACAAGAGCCACGACCUCUGCGCCGCCUCGCGUCAGAAGUUUGGCCAGGAGACCAGUGCUUCGGAAAUUGAGCUCUCCAAGACGAUCGGCGACUCUUACCAGGUCAUCGUCGACGGCAGCUCUGGCAGCGGCAACUACUACCAGGCCUGGCCCUUCUUCACCUACCUCACAAGCAACCCCGACAAGAUCGAGGGUCUUGGCUCAGACACUCUGCGCCAGAUGAACCUCCAGUACAAGGAGAACAGCGAUGAGACGCCCCUUCAUGUUCUCGCCCGCGUUGCCACCGGCGCCAGCCUCGACUACAUCGUGGGAAGAUAUUGGUCUCACAUGGCAUAUGUUGACAUUGGCAUGGAGUCUGCCCACACCGCGUUCACGGCUCAGCGCAAAUCUCUCAACUACGACAACGUCGACUCCUCCGGCUCCGGCUCCUACAAGGUCAAGUCCGCGCGCGCGCCCCAGUACAUGGGCGCCAACAUCAUCCCCCUUACCGCCAGCGCGGGCACCGUGAGCGUCGAGAUCACCGCCGCCUCUCACUACACCGCCACCUUCGCCGUCUACGCUUCCGACGGCAGCACCCGCUACGUGGACAUCAAGAACAACACCGGCUCUGUUGAGGUUGCCAGCGGCGAGGAGGUCAGCCUUGUUGUUGCCAAUACCCCCAAGGAGGCUAUCAUGUACAACGGAUUCGAGCUGACCAGCGAGGUGAAGGCGGGCCUGGACUACUCCUUCACCUUGACUGGUGCUACUGUUACCUCUGCUUAG
Molecule: messenger RNA, 1689 nt
Organism: Clonostachys rhizophaga
Lineage: Eukaryota; Fungi; Ascomycota; Sordariomycetes; Hypocreales; Bionectriaceae
Source: the annotation of a GenBank genome assembly